Messenger RNA from Dermacentor andersoni, 1244 nucleotides. Lineage: Eukaryota; Metazoa; Arthropoda; Arachnida; Ixodida; Ixodidae. The record is from RefSeq and is a predicted model, not a curated record.
UACUCCAGCCAUACACUCUUGGGUUUAUGUUCGCACUCCUAUCCAUCUUUCUUUUUUUUUCUCAUGCAGGAAACACCUGAGGAGUUUAGGCAUCGCUUGAAGACAAGCGUGUUUGUUUUAGAACACUGACGCUUGACGAGAUGCGAGCAAAGAUUGACGACGGUGUAGUAUACUCGCCGUUUCCUGCGGUUGAUAUUCCUUGCUGCUCCUUGUACAUUGCAGCGAAGAAGGCGUUACUGGAGAAGCCGGACAAGCUGGCGCUAGCCGACGGUUCCGUCUCGGUGACAAGGAGAGAAUUGUUUGUGCUGAUGCAACGCUACGCCGUGGGAUUCCAGAAGCAUGGGGUGAAGCCCGGGGACCGAGUCUGUGUCCACAUUACCAGCAGCGUCCACAACGUUGCUGCCAUGUGGGGCUGCGUUUUCGCAGGAGCAAGCAUCGUACCAGCCAAAACAUCGCUCACAGAACGCGAACUGCGCUACCAGCUAAGCGACAGCGACAGCACUCACAUUCUAACGGAUGCCGCCUUUGCGGAAAAGGCUCGUAAGGCGGCGUCUUCAUUAGAAAUAAAGGGACUCUUUGCGACGGCUCCUACGGAAGGAUUUGAGUCAACGGCCUCGUUCCUUAACAUGGACGAGGCUUUGUUCCGAGAAGUCCUCGUGGAGGAUCCUAAAAAUUGCGUGCUUGGGAUUUGCUACACCUCAGGAACCACUGGUCUUGCAAAAGGUGUGGUCGUCACCCACUACGGCUUGGUGGCAAACAUGGCAACGGCAGGGCCUUGCUUUUCCUGGGAUGCCAGCGACGUGGUGUUGAUUGCAGCCCCCAUCACGCAUGCGUCAGGAAUCACCUGCAUCACUUUCGGCGUGCUUUUGGGCACACCUUUUGUGGUAGUGACUCCCGGCGCGAGUCUACAAUGCAUCAGCGAACUCAUCGAAAUAUACAAGGUGACGUCCCUUUCCUUACCACCGACACAUCUGCGGGCGAUCGUGGCGGAGAUGCAAAGCACAGGAAACCGGCUUAAAGGCAUCCGUCGCAUCGGAACCGGAGGCUUGGUGUUUUCGGAGCCCCUUCUCAGGGAAAUUCAAGAGGCAUUCGUGGACUUCGAGUGUCUGGUGAACGGAUAUGCCAUGACCGAGUCAAUGGGUAUCCUAUGCUCACCAUCCAUCCACGCGACCAAAGGUGUAGACGUUGGCUUUGUGGCUCCUUCGUCAGAGAUUAAGGUGGGUGUGACACUGAUGCGUACAUGA